Acanthosepion pharaonis is the source of this 1077-nucleotide messenger RNA. Lineage: Eukaryota; Metazoa; Mollusca; Cephalopoda; Sepiida; Sepiidae. The record is from the annotation of a GenBank genome assembly.
AUGGAGACGUCUGACGAAUUGUUUUCAAAAGCAAAUGACGAAUUUGUUAACGAAAAUUAUCAAAAAGCUGUUGAUCUCUUCACAGAAGCCAUUAAAGCCAAUGCAAACAAAGCUGUUUACUACACAAAUAGAGCGCAUGCUUAUUUUAAGAUUGGAGAAUAUGAGAAGGCAAUCUUGGAUACAGAAAAGUGCUUAUCAUUAGACCCUAACUCUGAAAAAGCUCUUCUUAGAAAAGGUAUUUGCCAGUUUGAGUUAAAGAAUUACCAAGAAGCCCUGAAGACGUUCCAGAAUGGAAAGAAAUUAAGUAAUAAAAAUGAAACUUUUGAGGUGUGGUUAAAAUCCUGCAGAGAAAAACUUGGUUUACCAGAGCCAAAUGAAGCAAUUUCCAACAAUCAUGAUGAACAAAAGUUGCCACAGUCUAAGUCUGUGGAAGCUGCUGCAGCUCCUCUGUCUCCCUCACCACCGUCCCUGACACCAAGCAGGACAAAACAUGAUUGGUACCAGACACAAUCCCAUGCUGUGAUCACUGUUCUUAUCAAGAAAUUGAAAGAUGAAGAUGUGAAAGCUGAUUAUGGAAAAAAAACGUUAAAUCUUAUUGCAAAGUUAUCAUCUGGUGAGGAUUACAAAUUAGACCUCAAUCUUGCCAAUGAAAUUAUUCCUGAUCAAUGUCAAACAAAAGUUACACCUUCCAAAAUUGAAAUCAAGCUAAAAAAGAGAGAUGGUAUACAUUGGAGCAAGUUGGAAGGUAGUCCUGAUUGUGUUGUUAAUCCUAUCACUGUGCCAGUUCCUACAGGCUGUGAACAAAACACUGUGAAUACAAAAUCUCGGAACUGGGAUAAAUUUGUGCGUGAUAUGACAGAGAUGGAAAAGAACGAGAAGCCAGAAGGAGAUGCUGCAUUGAACCAUUUGUUUCAACAGAUCUAUGCUGAUGGUAGUGAUGAUGUCAAACGAGCUAUGGUCAAAUCUUUUUAUGAAUCUGGUGGCACAGUCUUGAGCACUAAUUGGAGCGAGGUUGGUGAGAAAGCAGUAGAAGUGAAACCGCCUUCAGGAAUGGAAUAUAAACAAUGGGAAACCUGA